Telopea speciosissima is the source of this 2169-nucleotide messenger RNA. RefSeq names its product putative disease resistance protein RGA3. Gene Ontology annotation, biological process: defense response to other organism. Gene Ontology annotation, molecular function: ADP binding. The transcript has 7 exons. Bases 1 to 2169 code for a protein of 722 amino acids. The record is from RefSeq and is a predicted model, not a curated record. NCBI's taxonomy places the organism in Eukaryota, Viridiplantae, Streptophyta, Magnoliopsida, Proteales, Proteaceae.
AUGGGGAACUAUUUGGAUUGUGGUAGCAAUCAAGGUUGUAGUGCAAUAUUUUUUGAUAAAGAUAACCAACCAAAGUGGAAGCUUUCAAAACUUGAAUUGAUCACAAAUGAAAUGGUGGAUCAAUAUUUCACCAAAGAGGAUGAUGAUGAUUGGGAAGAUCUACGACUUGAUACAAGAUCUGAUGAAGCCAACUUAGCUAGAGGAGAAGGUAUGGAAGGAAGUGAGCUAUGUGCACUCUCAGAUGUUCAUGGGAAAAUUAAAAAAUUGCUCAACUUGCAUUGUUACGAAAAAGAUGAAAGAUAUGGAGGUGGAAAGGUACGUUUGCACUUCCCCUCUAACUUAAAAUCAGAUGGUCUUUUACGUAAGCAAGAAAUCGUGCCUCUUAUAAAUGAUGAACUCAUAAAGAAACUAGGGGAGAUUGAGAAGGAACUUAAACAUUACUAUCUCAGUGAGUCAUCAGGAAAUCAGAAAUUACAUGGUGGUAGUGUAAUUGAUGAAAUAGAUACUAGGCCAAAGAGUGGUUCUCUACUUGAUGAAUCUCUUACUUUGGGGAGGAAGGAAGAUGUAGAAGCAAUAAAAAAUAAGUUGUUGUCAUCAAAUCCAAAUGAAAACCAAAAACAGGUUUCUGUUAUUGCCAUUGUUGGAUUAGGGGGUUUAGGUAAGACAACUCUAGCCCAGCUUGUCUAUAAUGAUCCUGAUGUAAAGAAACAUUUUGAAAGUAGAGCUUGGGUUUGUGUGUCUACUGAUUUUAAUGCUGUUAGAUUAACCUCUGCAAUUCUAGAGUCCUUGAGUAAGAAAAAUAAUAACUUGAGCGACCUAGAACCACUUCAACAUAAGUUGAGAGAUGAAUUAAGGGGGAAGCGAUUUUUAAUCAUCUUAGAUGAUGUUUGGACUGAAAAGAACAAGGAUUGGGAACCUCUGAGAGUUGCAUUCAUGGAGGCAGGGGAAGAAGGAAGUAGAAUGAUAGUAACAACUCGAAGUAGAAGAGUUUCAUCAAUCAUGCACCCCAUGUAUACACAUGAUCUGCAAAUUUUAUCUGAUGAAGAGUGUUGGUCAAUCAUGGAAAGGCACAUAUCUUUAAAUUAUUGUUCUAUUGCUCCCAGCCUGGAAGAAGUGGGUAGGAAGAUUGCGAGGAAGUGCAAAGGAUUGCCCUUGGCAGCAAGUACGGUUGCAGGCCUUUUAAGCUCUUCUAGUUCAUCAGAUUUAAACCAUUGGGAAGAAGUCUUGAAUAGUUCCAUGUGGGACUUAGAAGAGAGCAAAGAUUUGCCAGCUGCACUAAGUCUAAGCUAUUAUUUUCUUCCCACACAUUUGAAGCAGUGUUUUGCUUAUUGCUCUGUUUUUCCUAAAGAUUAUGAAUUCAGGAAGCAUCGUCUCAUCCAACUGUGGAGUGCAGAAGGUUUUAUUAGAACCGACACAAGAAUGAAAGACAAAGCAGGUGGCCAAUAUUUUGAUGAAUUACUGCAGAGAUCUUUCUUUCAGAACUACAAUAAAGGUGGAUCUAUGUAUAAAUUUGUAAUGCAUGACCUUGUACAUGAUUUAGCAGAAGCAGUUUCAGGAGAUGUGUAUGGUAGAUUUGAUGGCCGGAAAUCGAGCCAUAGCUCCAAAGAGACUCGUUAUUCGUCAAUAUAUUUGUAUGCUUCUGAAAUUAAGAUGCUUUCGGACGAUAUUGGCGAUUUGAAAUACCUACACUAUAUUAACCUCUCAUUUGCUCAUGACAUAGAACGAUUACCGGAGUCAUUAUGCGAUCUUUUCAAUCUACAGUCACUGAUACUCCGUUGUUGUCCCACAAUAUGUGAGUUACCUAGAGGCAUGAAGUAUGUACACAAUCUCCAGCAUCUAGACCUUCGUGAUUGCAUUUCCUUACGAUCCAUGCCAAAAGGAAUUGGGAGAUUAAGUAGUCUCAAGACAUUGUCAAAGUUUCCUGUCUUGAAAGAUGAUGAUGAUGGUUGUGGGAUAAGGGAGUUGAAGGAGCUGAGGCAGCUUGAGGGCGCACUUUCAAUCAGGUCACUACAGAAUGUGAUUGAUCCUCUGGAUGCUCGGGAAGCUGAUCUGAUGACUGAGGCGUUUAGGUAUCUUCAGAUACAGUGGGUUAACAUUUCUACGAUGGUUGAUGAUCGAUUCGCCAAGCUACAACAAGCUAGUCUCUCUGGAACUCAACAACUGCUUUGA